This is a messenger RNA of Stegastes partitus (bicolor damselfish), 522 nucleotides long. It is a transcript of the gene gng8, whose product is annotated as guanine nucleotide binding protein (G protein), gamma 8. The transcript has 3 exons. Gene Ontology annotation, cellular component: heterotrimeric G-protein complex. Bases 196 to 408 code for a protein of 70 amino acids. Gene Ontology annotation, molecular function: G-protein beta-subunit binding. Gene Ontology annotation, biological process: G protein-coupled receptor signaling pathway. NCBI's taxonomy places the organism in Eukaryota, Metazoa, Chordata, Actinopteri, Pomacentridae. The record is from RefSeq and is a predicted model, not a curated record.
GCAGGACCUCGGCUAAUUAUUUGAAGGAGGGAACCUAGUGAAGCCUCCCUCCUCAUCUUUGCCAUCAAUCUCACUUCAUUUGUUACUGUAAGUUGGCGUGGCGGACCCCGUUGAAGAUAACGCUGUUUUCAUACCGGGAGCUCAACGGUCGCUGACGGUCUUGGUGGCUGGCUGAGUUUAGCAGCAAGGGGCAGGAUGUCCAACAACAUGGCCAAGAUUGCAGACGCUCGAAAGACGGUGGAACAAUUGAAACUGGAGGUCAACAUAGAGAGGAUGAUGGUAUCCAAAGCAGCAGCUGAUUUAAUGGCCUACUGUGAAACUCACGCCAAAGAGGACCCCCUGGUGACCCCCGUGCCUUCAUCUGAGAACCCGUUUCGAGAGAAGAAGUUAUUUUGUGUAAUACUGUAACCUCCAAAACACAGAAACAUUAGAGCUGUUCUAAUGUGGAAUUCAUCGUCAGCGACAACACACUGAGAAAAGUUUUUUAUUGUUUUUUUUUCUUCGCAACAUUCAGUUUUAAUU